GAGCAGUACACAAUUUUCAGAAUUCUCCACCAUUUAACCCCCUCUUCAUCUUCUUCACACAACUUGUCUUCAAAACAAACUUCCAUUUCCAAAACCCCAAAUCAAAAUUCAUACUUCAUUUCCCUCAAACAUGAAGCUUCUCAAAUCCUUAAACCCCAACCGUCUCUUCUCUUCCAAAUCCCACCGCUCCAAACUCUCCCGAUCUCAACCUCCUUCUUUCGGCUCCGCCUCCUCCUCCUCCUCCUCCUCCGCGGCAGGAACCCCCACCAGCGUUCUACCCUCCCUCGACUGGUCCGAUUUCUCCGACCCCACUCUCUCUCGUAAAGAACUAAAGGCUCUACUCGGCCUAAUCGGAGCCGAACCGCCGAGUGAGGAAGAGAUUAAGAUCAUGAUGGGCGAAAUGGACCGGGUUGGACCGACUUGCCACUCCGAGUUACGUGAUACGUUUGAGAUAUUCGACGCGGACCACGACGGGAGAAUUACGGCGGAGGAGCUUUUUAGUGUGUUCGCAGCUAUGGGAGACGAUGGGUGCACGUUAGAGGAUUGUCAGCGUAUGAUAGCAGGUGUAGACAAAAAUGGGGAUGGGUUCGUCUGCUUCGACGACUUUGUGCGUAUGAUGGACUGCCAGAGAUAAAUCCAAUCAACGCCUUUCAUUUUUUUUUUCUUCUUUUAAACUCUUUUCUUAUUAAAUAUAAUAAUGAUGAUAAUAAUUUUGAGAAAGAAAAGAAAAAGAAAAAUGGAUGUUUGUGUUUAUGUGUUGUUGAUGCAAAGUAUAUAAAAUCGGCAGUAAGUCGUCGGAUCGGACAUUGGUCUAAUUCAUCAUUCCUUUCUCCAA
Messenger RNA from Cucumis sativus (cucumber), 835 nucleotides. Its product is annotated as probable calcium-binding protein CML35. The transcript has a single exon. NCBI's taxonomy places the organism in Eukaryota, Viridiplantae, Streptophyta, Magnoliopsida, Cucurbitales, Cucurbitaceae. The record is from RefSeq and is a predicted model, not a curated record. Gene Ontology annotation, molecular function: calcium ion binding. The coding region runs from base 131 to 634 and encodes 167 amino acids.